GAGCUCGUGUAGCCAUUAGCCCUGUUACUGGAUGAUUCAUACUUGCACAGAUGGUCAUAUAUUUGUAUAAUACUAUAUUUUAAACUAUAAGUUACGGUUUUAUCUUAAAUUGGGGUUUUAUUUACUUUUUCGUACAAUUGUAGAAUUCAUAAGCUUCACAUCAAACCUUUCAAUGUAUUGUCACUGACAUCUUGUGUAUAUGACAACUUAAGUUGGGAAUGUUGACUGAAAUGGAUGUCUCAGGCCCCUAAUACUGGUUUACAUCCUUACCACUGAAGCAUGUCUUUAAUGGCACUCCAACCGGAUAAGAGUGAGCGUAUCUACACCAGGAGGCCAACGAGUGCUGAGAUAGUGUCGGAGGCUCGUCGCUCUCUUAGGACUCUUACCACACAACGCCCUUUCACCCCUCAGGAGAAGCAACGGCAGCUCUUCGGAGAGUCAUCCUCUCGUCCACAUGACGGACGUCCGCCAUCUGCAUUUAGUCUUCAUGCCCGAAAUUUUGAAGCUCCUGACUCUAGACCUGGUUCUGGAACCCGCCUCAGCCCACUUGAUCACAAACCCAGGCUGUCUGUGUUUUUGGAUGAGGAUGGUCAUGAGGAUGAUGCCGUCCUUCCCAAACCCCCAGCUGAGAGAGGGAAUACCAGGAGAGGUUCGGGAGGGUCUCGAGCCAGACAUCUUAGAACGCCAUCCAUCAACACGCUACCACCUGUGGCAUCACAAUCAAAGAGUUCUGACAGGUCUCUAGAGAAAAGGACAGACCAACCAGGAGAUGGAGAAAGGCAACAUUGUGCUGAUGUCACAGAGCAUAACACAAAAGCAUCCUCAGAAACGGACCUGUGCACACUUUCCAGUCACAGUAGAAUACUACAGUCAGCCAGAACUGGAUCAAAACCAGAAACAAAGCGUGACACAGAAGACGAUAACAUGGAUGAGUCUCAGUUCUGGAACUGUAAGGUCCUUCCUGUCCUUCAGGAAAUUGAGUCUUUUGCCCCAGGAGACGAAGUGUCAGAAGAGAUUGUGGGACAAAUGUGUAAUGCAUGCACCAAACUCCAUAAUGCCCUGGCAGAGAGAGGCAUGCUGGGAAGGCACUGUAUAAAGAGGUCCACCAUCCUAAGAUCGCUAUUCAAACUUAUAGAUGUGGGAUCAGAUCGACUUAACCUAACCGUAGCUGAACUCAUUUUGGCACUUGAUGUGAAUGGCAACAACUUGUUGAACAUCUGCAAACUCGUCUUCAAAAUCAGCCGCAACGCUGGUAAUGACGCCCUGUUCCUCAGAAGCUCCAUCCUAGACUCCCUUCUUUCUUUGCUGCAGUGUGAGGAUGUAUGGAGUAAAAGUGAGGCUGUGCUGUACUGUGUUGGCUCACUGAAGCUGCUCUCAGGAAACAGCGCCCUCUGCAGUCUGCUGCUGGUUAAAGACCUCAUCAGCAUACUGCUACAGCUCUCAAAGAAGCUUAUUCACAGUACACCUUCAACUUCUUCUAAUGUAACUAAUCACAGGGCAGAGGGAGAAGGCCAGCAUACCAUUGCAGGACAUAUACUGGUACAGGUCACUGCAGCUUUGAGAAAUAUAGCUGACCAGUCUGAGGCUCGGCCUUCCUUCCUGUCCAGCAAGGCAUUCGCUACUCUUUGUUGGAUCCUUGAGACCCAUCGCAGUGAUCUGGAUAUAUGCAUUAAUGUGGCCCGAAUAUUCAGCAAGCUGUCUACCUACACCGAGUGCUGUUAUGCACUAGCUGAGACACCACAGUGCUUCGGCCUAUUUUCAGACCUACUGAGCAAACACAGCAGGAAACAGGAUCUCGUAGUGCGUCUUCUGUUCACACUAGGGAACCUGACUGCCAAGAGCGUUGAAGCCAGAGAACGAGUCUAUGAGGAGGAAGGGGCGAUAGAUGUUCUCUUAGAUCUUUUUCAGAUCUACCAAAAAGCACCAUCGCCUCCUGAGCAACAACCCUCCCCUGAAAGAAAGGACGUGUUGGUCAAACUCAUCAGGCUGUUGGCCAAUCUAGCCAUUCAUCCCACAGUGGGCACAGCAUUGGCUGCUAACGCUAUGUGUGUGCAGCUCCUACUGCAAGUCUUGGAAUCAAGGUGUGUUCUGGAGAAUGAAGAGCUUGUGAUUAAUGCCGUGGCCACCAUCAACAACCUCUCUUUCUACCGGGGAGAGAGCUCAGUGGUCCGUUCCCAGCACAAACACAUCUCACAGUUGUUACUUAAGCUGUUGUUGGGCUCCAGUAUGGAAGGUGUUUUGGAGGCCACGCGGGUGUUUGGAAAUCUUUCUCAGAUCGAAGAUGUGAGAUGCUUCAUCAUGCAGCACAAAGUGCAUCGGUUCAUGGUGACCCUCCUGGACUCGAAGAACCCCGAUGUGUGUUUUUCUUCAUGUGGAGUUCUCAUCAAUUUAUCUGCUGAUCCAGAAAACAGGGCUCUAUUGAGGGUUGAGGGAACCAUGCAGAAGUUGAUUGACUGUCUGCGUGACUUUGGACCUCAGGAUUGGCAUCUGGCUACUGUGUUGUGUCAGACUCUGUGGAACUGCUUUUUAGAUGGAGAGUUGCAGCAUACUGAAGAGUUACUAGAAAUCUUACAGCUCUACACAGACAGAGGGCGUUUGCAGUGGUCUGCUAAUGAUGGAGUCAGACAGGUCCAGGAAGCAUGCUGGGAGUUACUUUUUCUGCCUGUAGCUGAGAGGCUAAAACAACGUUUACAUAAUGAAGACAUUACUGAAGUACAUCACACUUGGAUUCAGCCUGGGAAGCACAUUGAUUGGAAGGGCUCAGUCCAGCAUCUGUCUUCCUGAAAGAGGUGCGGUUCGCUAGGAACAACCAUACAAAUGCACACCGACGUCCACAUACAGACAGUCAGAGGAAAUGGCACUCCCAAAGCACAAACUACACAGCACGCAUACUGUAUGCAUACACGCAAACUUUACUCUGUAAACAGUUAAACAGACAACUAAAUGCUAGAUUUAUACAAGGAGAAAAAUCACAGUUUUUGCAUUGGUGAAUUGCAGUCACACUGCGUCUACAGUUAUUCUCUCUCUAUGACUCUCCUACUCAAUAGCUGCCGAUCUGCUGAGCACUUUGCAUGUGAGGAAGCCAAAAUUUCAGUGGAUGUUAUUUUUACAGGAGUGUUCACAGCUGCGGCAGUACAAUACAGGGGGCAAAGCACACACACUUACAAAAUCCACUACUCUUAUUUCAUAAAAAUAAGAGGAAAGCCUCCUUUUCAGUUAACUUGAGCAUGACACUACUGUAAUUGUAUCCUAAUAUAAUAUUUUUGAAAAUAUUUAAUGUACUGUCCCUACAUUUGUGCAUGUGCUCUGAAAAACAGUCCUUCCAGUAAAACACAGUAAAACACAUUUUUUUGUGAUUGUUGCAGGCAAAAAUCCUUGAUCUUGCGGCACGUUUUCUUAAAAAAUGCGAUGAAAUAUGCGGGAUAUUUAUGCGAUGAAAUUGCGGGAACUUGCCAAAAUUGCGUGAACUUGCAAAAACUGUUUGCAGCUUUUCAUUGAUGCUCCCAUUGCGUAAUUACGUCACUUCCUAACAUUCCCAUGACAACAGGGGACAUGGCUGCGCAUGUUUGAAGUAAAUGCAACAUUUUUCAACUUUUUGCUACGAUAUAUAUGACUUUUUGCUUCAAAAAUGCGGGGAUUAUAAAAUCAUGCAAGCCCCGCAUAUUUUGCUAGGAGAAAUCUGCGGCAAAAGUGCGGUGUAUUUAAAAAAUGCAGCCCCUGAAUAAAUAUGCGGGCUUUGGCUGCAUUGAAUCAUGCGAUCACAUAAUCACGUUUUUCUGGACGGACUGGAAAUAGCAUGAAAGGGUGAUUCUAAUAUUAAAUCAAGAACCAAACGGCCAUCAUUUCUCUAGAAGACAAAUCAAGUUACUUUUAAGAGAUGUUAUCUACAGUUUAUCACACGGCUCAUUGGAAUGCUUGAUUCUAAUUGGCCAGUCAUAAUAUUGGCAGGUUUGACAGGUACAGUUUAAUAUAACACAAAAAAUCUUUUGAUGACAUUAUAUUUACAAAUGAUAAAACCAAACAGCAUGUUAAAACUGAUAAUAAACAUGUUUUUCCUUCACGGAAGGUCUGCAUUUGUUAA
This is a messenger RNA of Misgurnus anguillicaudatus (oriental weatherfish), 4081 nucleotides long. The record is from RefSeq and is a predicted model, not a curated record. Lineage: Eukaryota; Metazoa; Chordata; Actinopteri; Cypriniformes; Cobitidae.